CUUUCUUCUCACCCGCCAUGCCGCGCAUACUGCCCAUGCCUCUGUGGCCGUCGACAUAACGGUCCGAGCCGCUCUGCGAUGAGACACAUGAAAGGGCGAAACUGCAGUGCUCAUUCAAAAACCGGGUAGGAAAAUCAUGUCUCUAGAGAAGACCUUGCAAGAUGGACACCACGGUCACGGUUUGAUUACGGUUGUGCGACCGUGUCAAAAAGAAAAGGCGCCACUUCUAUUGAUGCCCACUCAUCCACGUCUCGUUACAUUCGAUAUCCUCCAUACCCUCGUAACGCCCCGCUUGCCUAUUCACGUUCAAUACGCGCAGGUGUUCCAGGGAUUUCUUGGAGGCCCAAAUUUUACAGUUGAUCCUCUCGCUGUAAAAUCAGCUUUCAAGAUAUCACUUCGUCAGCUUCAAGCAGAGCGACCAGCGUACAUCGGAGAAGGUGGUAGUGAAGGAUGGUGGCAAGAGGUUGUCAGAAGGACAAUUCUUCGGAGCUGCAAAGUGGAUAAGAACCAGCUCGAAUACAAUCUGCCCCAAAUCACCAGGAACCUCAUUCAUCGAUUUAGUAGCAAGGAAGGUUAUAGGGAAUUUGAGGACGCCUUGCCUACGCUCUACAAACUUCAAGCAAGGAACAUAUUCACAGCUGCCAUUAGUAAUUCCGAUUCAAUAAUGAAGUCGGUUCUCCGAUCACUGAACUUCCCUUCUUUUCUCUCCCCGAUCCUCCUUAGCGAAGAAGAAGGUAUCGAAAAGCCUAAGAAAGAUAUAUUUCUACGAAUUCUGGCCCAUGUGAAUGAUGAACAGCGGACGAAACACCAGCUCGAUGGAUGGAAAGAUAUCACCCCUCGUGAAUGUUUGCAUGUUGGUGAUGAGGUUGUCGCAGACUAUAAUGGAGCGCGUAAUGCCGGAUUCCAAGCGUUACUCUUGGUACGCGAACGUGACGAAGGACAAACACAUCCUCCCGACGAAAAGGAUCUCGUUGGAGUAAGGAAGAUUAGUGGACUCGAGGAAGUCCUAGAGGUUAUCUCUUCGAGAUGAUGCACGGUUUCUACGGGAAGUAUCAUUCAUUGUACCUUGCCGGGAAAUGAUUGGAAGACGAUAGCCAUUCUUCAUGACAAGGAAAGGGGAGAACAAGCCAAGGGCCGUAUAAGAGGAGUUCAAGCACCUGAAGGUUCCAAGAUAACUUCCUCGACGCAGCUAAGAGUUCUGCAUAACGACGUGCCGGAGGGAAUGCUGCGCCCCCCGCCGAGUCAUGAAAACUUCUACGAGAGCUAGCAAUCAGACCGGACCACUCUCUAUUUAUGGCUGGCGAAAGGAAAAGUGCGUCAUUCAGAGUCCUUCCCUAAAAUGACCAUGCAUCUACGAUAAAAGCGAAUCUUCGACCGCAACACUGAGUGCCGAUAGACUAAACACGCAGCUGAUCCUUCUUCAAGGCGAAGUUCGAGCAUAGUACAUCAUGCAGGGCAGGUGACGGGGAAGAAAGACUAGCGGUUAUUGGCGUGUUUUAGUUAUAUAAGAAACGGCCCUACAUUGUCAUAUCUCUUCUGCAAUAUUAUUCCUCUAUAUAAAC
Marasmius oreades (fairy-ring Marasmius) is the source of this 1562-nucleotide messenger RNA. RefSeq lists its product as uncharacterized. The record is from RefSeq and is a predicted model, not a curated record. Lineage: Eukaryota; Fungi; Basidiomycota; Agaricomycetes; Agaricales; Marasmiaceae. Bases 137 to 1030 code for a protein of 297 amino acids. The transcript has 10 exons.